AUGCUUGACUUUAGUGAAUGUUUAAAUACUUGUGAUCCUCUACAUGCUCCUAAAGUUGGUUUAGACUUCACUUGGUCAAAUUGUCAUCAUGGGAGUAAAAGAAUAUUAUGCACAUUGGACAGAGCUGUGUUUAAUAUGGGAUGGUUAAGAUUAUAUAGUGAUUGGGGUUACAAAGUUGGUGCUAGGGUUGUCUCAGAUCACUCUCCUUUAAUUGGGGGGUGUGUGAACAUUCCUAAACCUACUAAUGUUCCUCUCAGAUUCCAAAAAAUGUGGUUAGAGCACACUGGUUUCAUGAAAGUUGUUGAAGACAGUUGGGCUGAGACAGUAAAUGGAGAUCCUGCUUUUAUACUUUUGCAUAAACUGAAGAGAUUAAAAAUAAUAUUGAAAGAAUGUAACUGGAAUACUUUUGGUAAUGUUCAUGUCAAGAUUAAGGAAGCAGAAAAGUUAGUUCAAGAAAAAAUGGUAAUUUCAGAUUCCAAUCCUCAUGAUGAACAAGCUUUAACUGAAUUGGUAUUGGCUCAGAAUGAUCUAAACUCAAAAGAAGUUCAACAUUGCAUUGUGAUGAAACAAAAGUCAAGAAUUAAAUGGGUUACAGAGGGCUCAUCUAACACCAACUUCUUCCAUACAAAUGUUAAAAUUAGACAAACUAGAAAUAUGAUUUGUGAACUUGAGGAUGUGGAUGGCAAUAUGGUAGCUGAUCAGGAUAAAAUAACAGAUAUUUUGGUUAAUUUCUUUCACCACAAGUUUCAGUAUAAAGAAGUAACCAUAAAUGAUUCCUUGUUGGAUGUUAUUCCUAAGUUAAUAACAGAUCAAGAUCAAGUCAUGAUAGAAUCUAUACCCGAGUUAGAAGAAAUUAAACAUGUAGUUUUCAGUAUGAAUGCAGAUGGAGCCCCUGGACCAGACAACUUCUCAGCUUGGUGUGAGUGGUUAAGAACGUUGUUUGCAUCUGCUAAAAUUUCUGUCAUGAUAAAUGGGGGACCUCAAGAUUUUUUCUCAAUGGAUAGGGGCUUAAAACAGGGUGAUUGUCUCCCAUUCUAUGAUGUAUGCAUCUUCAGUAAUGGCUCAAAGAAAAUUUUAGAGGCUCUUAUUACUCUUCUCAAGAGUUAUCAGGACAACUCUGGUCAGAUAGUCAAUAAACAGAAAAGCAAAUGUUUUGUGGAUGGUUGUACUCCAUCAAGAAGAAACCAAAUUUCAAGCUUAAUGCAAAUGGAGCUUACAUCAUUCCCUGACAAAUAUUUAGGUGUAAUACUGAAGCCUGGGAGAGUUAAGUCUGCUAUUGUGUGGCCAAUGGUGGAGAUGAUGCAAAGUUAUUUAGCUGCUUGGAAGGUUAGGAAGUAUGUGACUCUUGGUUGGAGCAAAGUUUGUGCACCAUUCAAUGAAGGAGGCCUGAGAAUUAGAAGAUUGGAAGUAAUCAAUAAAGAUUUAUUAAUGAAAAUGAUGUGGAAAUUUAUAAACUCAAGUGAUUAUUCCUCAAGUUUUUUUGCUUCUAAGUAUAAGGAUAAAUAUGGUCAAUGGAGUAAUCAAUGGAAAUUAUCCACAGUAUGGCCAGGUUUGAAGUGGGCUUGGAAGGAGUUGAAAUCAAAUCUGAGAUGUAAUGUAGGUAAUGGUGAAAAAAUAUCAUUGUGGUUAGAUACUUGGGUAGGUGAUAAUCCCUUGAUUGAAACUAUGAGCUGCAUUGACACAAUAAAAGAUAAAUUGCAUAUGACCGUGGGUGAUAUUCUGGAAAAUGGUGAAUGGAGAAUUCCAUGUGAUUUACAAGAUUUCAUUCCAGCAUCAUUACCAACAAUAAAUGGAGAGCAAGACAAACUUAUAUGGAGUGGAGACAUGAAAGAAUCAAGACAUUAUGGAGCAUCUCCUGUAGUCCUGCAGUUUCAGCAAAAGCAUAUGGCAAUGUGUAGUAAGAUAAUCAUCAGAUCUCACUCUCUAACAGUAAUAGAAGAUGCCAAAAAGGGUGUGAUGCCUUGGUGCUUACAAUCAAGAUGGAUGAGAGCCAAGAAGGAGAUUUCUGAGAUUAUCUAUGAGCAAUGUUAUAAAGAAAUCAAUUUCUCUGCAAUUGAGCUUGCUAAACAAGAUUCAAAGUUGCCUCAGGGUGUUGUGGUAGUUAAUAAAGGGAAGCCUUCAUCUCUAGCUCAAGUUGAAUUACCAGGUAGAAAAUACUGUAGAUUCUGUUAG
This is a messenger RNA of Papaver somniferum (opium poppy), 2172 nucleotides long. RefSeq lists its product as uncharacterized. Bases 1 to 2172 code for a protein of 723 amino acids. The record is from RefSeq and is a predicted model, not a curated record. The transcript has 6 exons. NCBI's taxonomy places the organism in Eukaryota, Viridiplantae, Streptophyta, Magnoliopsida, Ranunculales, Papaveraceae.